Messenger RNA from Peromyscus maniculatus bairdii (prairie deer mouse), 2646 nucleotides. Lineage: Eukaryota; Metazoa; Chordata; Mammalia; Rodentia; Cricetidae. The record is from RefSeq and is a predicted model, not a curated record.
AAACACUCUUGCUGAUUGCAUAUGUGGAUGGUGAUCUUUUGUGGGGUCUCUCCAGGACCCUAACAUAUGGUACAUCGGCCGGCAACUCCCCAUAGCACUUCCAUCCCAUUGAGCACCUGCUCAAGCUGCCUGAACCUGGAGGCCAGGCUUUGCCUGAUGGACACAGUGGAGGCAACUCUGCCACAUGAGCCCUGCAGACGUCCCUGACUCACCUGUACUGCAAGGGGACUGUGGCCCCCUGGGUUGGACUGAGUAUUGAUCUUCAAGGAUGUGAGAAUUCCAGUUCCCUCCCUGUGCAUCCACAGCAAUUCUGGACCUGACUUCAGUGUGUUGUGCUAACGGAUAUAAAACCAGGUAAGUUGAGUCAACAACAUCAGGAAGAGGAGCCUUGCCUCCAGCUGACACCCACAGAGAUGAGCACAUCUUCUAUGGCUGCAGGCAAAGUCAGAGAACCGCUUCGGUCUGAAUCCAGCUCUGCGGCACACUCCAUACUCCCCAGACUGUUGUUCUCAGGACUUUAACUGAAACCUGGCAGGAUCCCACCUUCAUCUUCCCAGGAUGCCCAGAUAUUAUGGAAUCAUCUUUUUGUACACUGUGAAGAUGUGUUGCUCUCAUUAGUUUAAUAAAGAGCUAAUGACCAAUAGCUAGGUGAGGCAUGUAGACAGGGGAAAGGAGAGCAUGGGUGUGGUGGGGUGAUGAAGGGCAGAGUUGCCAGGAGACUCAGAGAGAAGCAAGAUGAACUUGUACUGAGAAAACGUACCAAGCCAUGUGGUAGAACAUAGAUAAGAAAUAUGGAUUAAUUUAAGUUGUAAGAGGUAGUAACAAGCCUAAGCUAUCGGUUGAGUGUUUAUAAUUAAUAAGUCUCCAUGUUGGUUUUUGGGGAGCUAAUGGUCCCAACAAAACCUCCACCUACCCCCAGCCUCCAUUUUGAGCUUUUCCCUUGAGGACUGGGCUGUGGAUAACCACAGGGACCCUCGCCUGAACUUCUGGAGGCUCCACUGAAUCAGAAAUGGUUCAGGGACUGAACUGGAAAUGCCCCCUGCAGGACUAGACCAUGACUAACCUUCAGUUCCCUUUAGCUUGUCAGAGAUUUCCCUAGCUGAAGAAGUACAGAUUCCACUGUCCAAUCAAGAGCUGGCGUUCUGCCACAUCAUCAGUUACCAGGGGAGGCUGUGGGGCAGUAAGCACCAGGUUAAAGGUCAUCUCCCUCACUUCCUUUACUCUCAGGAGCUUCAAACACACAGUUGUCCCAUCAGCCCUGAGUAGGAGAGGUGAAUGCUCCCCAGGUGCUCAGACUGGUGAGUGAAUGACAGAGCAUCGCAGAGCUGGCUCAGCACUGUGGCCGGAUGAAAGUGAUUCAGCUGCGACUGGAUCAAGCAUUUAAAAUACUAAAGAAAAAAGAAAUUGCUGGUUUGAAAGAGGACCCUCAUACUGAAUUUCUAACUAGCAACUGAUGAUGCUGUUUACAUCUGAUGUUGAUUGGCUCCUCAGCACUGACCUUACUCAACACAGCACCAAAGCAGUGAAUCCCCUGUUUCUUCUGACCUGGGGUGUACAUGGAGAGGGGAGAUAGUUUCCAGGGUGUGAGACCACCACCUCUCCUCUAGCAUGGUGUGUCUGUGGCUCCCCGGAGGCCCCUGUGUGGCAGCUGUGGUCCUGACACUGAUGGUGCUGAGUCCUCCCAUGGCGUUGGUCAGGGACCCCCGACCACGGUUCUUGCAACAAGUGAAAAGUGAAUGCCGUUUCUCCAGUGGGAUGGAGCGGGUGCGGUACCUGCAGAGACACAUCUAUAACCAGGAGGAACACUUGCGGUUUGACAGCUGUGUGGGCAGGUACCAAGCCGUGACGGAGCUGGGACGGAUCCAAGCCGAGUACUGGAACAGCCAGAAGGGCUUCCUGGAGCAGAAGCGGGCCAAGGUGGACACGUUCUGCAGAUUCAACUCCGCCAUUGUGGAGAUAUUAACUGUGCAGCAGAGAGCUGAGCCCAAGGUGACUGUGUACCCGACAAAGACGCAGCCCCUGGACCACCACAAUCUCCUGGUCUGCUCUGUGAGCGGCUUCUACCCCGGACACAUUGAAGUCAGAUGGUUCCGGAACGGCCAGGAGGAGAAGACUGGGGUCGUGUCCACCGGCCUGAUCCGGAAUGGAGACUGGACCUUCCAGACCCUGGUGAUGCUGGAGACGGUUCCUCAGAGUGGAGAGGUUUACACCUGCCAGGUGGAGCAUCCCAGCCUGACCAGCCCUGCCACAGUGGAGUGGAGGGCACAGUCCACAUCUGCACAGAACAAGAUGCUGAGUGGAGUCGGGGGCUUCGUGCUGGGUCUGCUCUUCCUCGGGCUGGGGCUGUUCAUCUACUUCAGGAACCAGAAAGGACAGUCUGGACUUCAGCCGACAGGACUCCUGAGCUGAGGAGAGGUGUCAAGGCUGAAGGAAGAAGUCCCCUGUCUCCAUGGCAUGAAAAUGUGUCCUGUCUGGUUCGCAUUCCUCCACUGACACUGCUUCCCCAGGACCCGGCUCCUCCUGACUCUGGACCUCCAGACCUGUGCUCCCUGUUCAGCCCCUAGCCCCAGCCUGGCAUCCCCUGGGACAGAAGGCCCCCCUGACCUGCCCUUUGCCUGGUGUAUCUGAAUCCAUCUGCUGCCACAG